Pocillopora verrucosa is the source of this 1268-nucleotide messenger RNA. Its product is annotated as bcl-2-like protein 1. Gene Ontology annotation, biological process: regulation of apoptotic process; intrinsic apoptotic signaling pathway in response to DNA damage; extrinsic apoptotic signaling pathway in absence of ligand. The record is from RefSeq and is a predicted model, not a curated record. Gene Ontology annotation, molecular function: protein heterodimerization activity; protein homodimerization activity. Lineage: Eukaryota; Metazoa; Cnidaria; Anthozoa; Scleractinia; Pocilloporidae. Gene Ontology annotation, cellular component: mitochondrial outer membrane.
CAUCUGCUGAGUGAAAAUCAUUAGCUCUCAGACUGUGAGUAAGGAAAGAGUUCUGACGUAAAUUGAACAAUUGCGGAGUAUUUCACAGCAAUAUCUUAGGUGUUAGCAUUGCAAGUCAUUCCUUUUUAAGAGAAGGUUUAUGCGAAAGUCUGGCGAGCUGAUCGCAGAGCAGCCAGUGACGUGAUUGGUGGAGAACAGAACCUCAAGUUGAUUGUACUAUUUCAUAGAAGACGCAGCUUCAGCAGGGCUAGUGAAAACUGACCGUUUGAAAUGGCCGAAGAGAACAGACUACAAUCUUUUCGCAACAUUGUGAAUGACUACGUCGGUUACAGACUUCGACAGAAGAACAUUUUCUUGCCAGGAUAUCAUGAGAAUUUGCCUCCAUCGAAGGCAGCCCGUCAUUUGCGACGGGUAGCAGACGAACUCAUAGAAGAGAACAGCCAAUUGUUUGAUUCCAUGUGCGACCAACUUCACCUCACUCAUGCCACAACUUAUCCUACCUUUGUGGGAAUUGCGGAUGAAAUUUUCCAGAAUGGUGAAAACUGGGGUCGCAUAGUGGCGUUUCUGGCAUUUGGGGCCACUUUAGCUGUACAUUGUGCGCAAAAAGAGGAUCUUGCUUCAAAUAUUGACAACAUUGUCGACUGGGUCUCCGUGUACAUGAACGAAAAACUUAGCCCAUGGAUCGACGACAACGGUGGAUGGGAUGGUUUCAUUGCCUUCUUCAACAGAGAUGACGAAUCUCCAGGAGAUGGGAAUAAAGGCUGGCAUGUCGCUGCUGUUGCUGGGCUUGGUUUGGGUGCCCUGCUCAUGUUGGCAUGCAGAUGAAAGGCAUUAAAAUUGUUGAAACAUAGUUACUGUAAUGUUUUAUAGACCAGUUUUAUCUUUUUCUUCUCUGCUGGUAUUUUAUCUUGCUAGUUUUUUUAGUUUGGUUGGACUUUGUUAAUAAUACAGUGAUUACAUAAUCUCUAUGUUGUAAAAAGAAACUGGAUGAAAGGUUAAGAAGGAUCAAGAAUGUUUUAUCAAACAUUUUGUAGCAGGAAGCAAAAUCAUCCAGAAGAUAGAACUACCAUUAUUACUGUAGAAAGGGAUUAACUUAUGAAAAGGGAGGUGGUGUCAGUUGUGUGUAUCUUUUAGAUCAGUGAGCAUGUUACAUUUUUAGCUUGAUAUACAGGACUGUUGAUUAUCCAAGAGUGAUGUAUGUGAAAUAUAUUUUCUAGCUCAAAACUGCAGAUUACCUUGGGCAUUAAAGCAGUCAUUUGUAAAACCGA